This is a messenger RNA of Quercus lobata, 1005 nucleotides long. RefSeq lists its product as uncharacterized. The transcript has a single exon. The coding region runs from base 148 to 618 and encodes 156 amino acids. The record is from RefSeq and is a predicted model, not a curated record. NCBI's taxonomy places the organism in Eukaryota, Viridiplantae, Streptophyta, Magnoliopsida, Fagales, Fagaceae.
CACUCUUAGCAAGCUCCUUUCUCCAUUCACCUCCACCGCCUACUUCUUUCAAAACCCAGUACUCAGAAUUUAUAUAUAUAUAUAUAUAUAUGAGAUUUUUUUCCUGAGUUGGGACUUUGAGUGCAGUGUAUAAUUCAAAAUUUUCAAAUGGGUAUUUGCAGUUCGUCUGAUUCGACCAACGUGGCAACGGCAAAGCUGAUCUUACAAGACGGUCGGCUGCAGGAAUUCUCGUACCCAGUUAAGGUUUCCUACGUGUUACAGAAAAACCCGUCGUGUUUCAUUUGUAACUCCGACGAGAUGGACUUUGACGACGUCGUUUCGGCCGUGAACGACGAGGACGAGCUUGAACUGGGUCAGCUUUAUUUCGCUUUGCCGUUGAGUAAGCUACAGUACCCUUUACAGGCUGAGGAAAUGGCUGCAUUGGCUGUUAAAGCUAAUUCUGCUUUGAUGAAAGGAACUGGGGGUGAGAAAUGUAGGUAUCGCCGGAAACCGGUGUUUUCCGGCGGAGAGGUCAAGUCUCCGAGGAGUGGCGUCGUUGCCGGAGACGGGUUAAGGAGAGGAAGGAGUGGUCGUAGUAGUAGAAACUUUACAGCAAUGUUGAGUGCAAUACCUGAGUAGUGGGGUACUUUAUUCUGGGGUUAGUUUUGUAAAUACCGCAAUGAUCUGGGUUCAUAUUAAAAAAAAGAAAAAAAAAAAAGUAUGUGACGAGUGUGUGGCACUGUACCAAUUUUCAAACCCAUCUAAGGGUCUUGUUACAAUUUUACCCUUGUUUAGGUUGAUGAGCCAUUUACAUGAACAUAGCGAUAAUGAUAACGACAAUAAUUUUGAAAAUUUUUCUUUCAAAUUAAACUCUAGCUAGCUAGUCGAGAAUGAAGUAAACAAUGGACUAUAAGUCUAUAACGGAGGAAGCUGCGUGCGAAAUCCUCUUUGUGUGUAUAAAAUAAUGUGUUACAGGAUAAGAGUGAAUAAGAAUAACAAAGAAUAGGACGAUAAACAAUUAAACAU